Molecule: messenger RNA, 1141 nt
Organism: Rubroshorea leprosula
Lineage: Eukaryota; Viridiplantae; Streptophyta; Magnoliopsida; Malvales; Dipterocarpaceae
Source: the annotation of a GenBank genome assembly
GUACACUAGCGGCGAGCAAGUAAUCUGAGGAGCGCCGUGGAAUUUAAGCGGUGCCAAAAGAAAAACGGACUCAUUGCCCAAAUCACGCACUCUUCUUUUGAUCAUGCAAACGCUGCUACUGCCGGUAUCUCACUAUGGCGUUUCUGCGGUGGCGGUGGGCAAAUUACCCUGCCGCCACCGACCAUCUAUCACUCCCUCGCCUCCAACUUUUCUCACUUCACCCAACACCCAGAAAGCAAAACCCGUCAUCUUCUCCUUAUUUGCUUCAAAUUGCACAGGAUCAAAACUCUCUUUCACCAGAAUAUCUUCCUCUUCAGUUCCACCCCCUUUCACCUCUAAUGAUGACACUGAGAAGGCAAAGGUUUCGAAGAGGUUGGAGAACACAUCAAGGUAUUUUAGGAGAUUGGGCAGUUUAGGGUUCUGGGUACAGCUAGUGUGCACUAUGGUGGCUGCUGUGAUUCUUUCGUUUUCAGUUGUUAUUACUGGGCAAAUCUCAUCUCCUGCUACUUUUUAUGCUACUGCUGGUGGUAUAGCAGCAGCAUUUGUAUCAGUGUUCUGGUCAUUUGGGUAUAUUCGGCUUGCGGACAAGCUUAAAAGUACUGCUAGUGAGCCUUCCAAGGCUCCACCUCGUGCUGAUGUCAUUAAAGGCUUGAGAAAUGGUAUAGUGUUGAAUCUUCUAGGAAUGGGUGCUACUAUUCUUGGCAUGCAAGCCACAGUGGGACUAUUGGUUGCAAAGGCUCUUACUUCCUCAGCAAAUCCUUACCAGAGAGUUUCUCCUGGCUAUAGUCCAGUUCUUGCAUUGGAUGUAUUCUUGGUGCAGGCAUCAGCUAACACCAUCCUUUCUCAUUUCCUGGGGCUUGUGUUCUCACUGGAGCUAUUGCGGUGGGUUACUUUACCUCUUGCAGAAACUAUUUCCGUUCCACAAGUUGCAUAAAUUCUGACUCCCCGGGUAAAUGUUGAGUUUGAAGCUUUAUCAAGAACAUGAUUUUAUAGUUCUAUUUGUUAAAAAUGUGGAAUCCUCAGAUUUUGACUGAGAGAUCCAUACGUACUGCAAGUCAAGGAUAUUUGGAAGAAUAAUAUAUAUAUAUAUAUAUAUAUAUUAUCUAAGAUUCUUUUAUAAUAAUAAAUAUUUAGGAAUUAA